AUGUUUGAACUUCUCGGGGAAUACGGGUUCGAGCUUAGCAGCAACGGCCAGGCGUCUGCUUUAAAGCAUGCGAUAGGCAGCAAUCAUUGCGAUGUGGUCAAGCAUAUCCUAGACGGAGGAAUUGCUGAAGCAGAUAUCGUGUCUGCGGUUAACAUUGGCCUGGAGUAUGUAGCACGCUUGGGUGGUCUCAAGAUGUUUGAACUCCUCGCAGAAUACGGAUUCAGGGUUAGCGGCAUACAAGAGGCAUAUACGUUAAAGAAUGCAAUAGGCGACGGCCAUAGCAAUGUGGUCAAGUUUCUCUUAGACGGAGGACUUGCUGAAGCAGAUGUCGUUUCUGAGGUGAAGGAUGGCCUAUACCAUGCAGCAUUCAUGGGCGCACUUGAGAUGUUUGAACUUCUCGAAGAAUACGGAUUCGAAGUCAGGAGCAGCACAUAUCUCAUUGAAGCAGCGCAAAAGGACUGUCUUCCAUUGGUUAAGUUUCUGAUGGACCACAACAAAGUUGAUAUCAAUGCCCAAGGCAGUGAAUCUUCGAUGGCGCCUCUUCAUUUCGCAGCAGAGCAUGGCAAUAUUGACAUAGUCAGCUUCCUUCUCGACGAAGGGGCUGAUAUCAAUGCCCCAAUAAGGAAGAAUUUGUCCCGCGAUGGCUCCACACCUCGGACUCCGUGUGCUGUUGACCUGGCGAGAGCGAAGGGUCAUCUUAAAGUGGUUAAGCUUCUCUGCGAAAGGGGACCGAAAGGAUACAGUCCUGCGGAGGAUGGGUGA
Messenger RNA from Penicillium samsonianum, 762 nucleotides. Its product is annotated as ankyrin repeat domain-containing protein. Bases 1 to 762 code for a protein of 253 amino acids. Gene Ontology annotation, molecular function: protein binding. The record is from RefSeq and is a predicted model, not a curated record. NCBI's taxonomy places the organism in Eukaryota, Fungi, Ascomycota, Eurotiomycetes, Eurotiales, Aspergillaceae. The transcript has a single exon.